UAACUUUAACACAGCCUGUUCAUACCGGUGCCAUUAUCGCUCAGAAUAAACCGCAGGCUUCAGUAUUGGUAAUGGCUAAUAAACACCUUAAUUGCCAAUAAGCCCGCAACAGCUGCGUCUCCCCAAACAAUGCGCUCUUAUCCUACGUGGCCCAGCCUGAACACCCAAGGGUACGCAUUAGUCCAGAACAGAAGCAAGGUGCCCCACUGUGGAUUCCCAACUCAUUAUGCAACGCCAGUAUAAAACACACACAGCAUAACGCAGAGUCACGCCAGACACCGAGAGGGAGGAGAGCCUGCAGGCAGACAGACGGGCGCUCCAGUUCUUCAUCAUCAUCAUCAUCAUCGCUUCUCACUGGAGGACUUCAGCGGGGAACACAAACAGUUAAACAGGGGCCGUGCUCUCCCGUUUGUACGCUAAUUUGGUCAGGGAAUUUAAGAAGAGAAAUGGAUUUCAUCCUGCCACCCACUCUGCCAGCUGGUGGUAUCCCAUGGGAAAAGGUUUUGCCACCUCUCAUUCCUCGGCUGAAUGGGACUUAUGGACAAUACAAGUGGUCACCGAAGUUACUAAUUCCAGAGACCGAUAAUACCAGCUCUGCAGAGGUGAACUGUGAUGACAGCGGUUUUACAGUUAAAGUUGAUGUAAAGGAUUUCAACCCAGAGGACCUGAUGGUUAAGGUGAUAGGAGACUUUGUGGAAGUGCAGGGAAAGCAUGAAGAGAAAAAGGAUGGUCCAGGGUUUACAACACGGCAGUUUAGCCGCCGCUACCGAAUCCCAAAGGGAGUGCACACCAUGGCUUUGGAGUCAGCAGUCUCCCCAGAAGGCAUCCUUAUCAUAUCUGCACCGAUGCUGCAAACUGAGAGCUCCAGAAUGCUGAUGUGAUCACUUCAAUACCAAACACUCAAAUAUCUGCUGUCUCCACCAUGUAUGAAAACAAAUGCAACAGAAGCCUUUACAAACACACAGGCACAAACAGCAAUAAUUUCAGCCUCCCCCUCCUCCAGUCUCCACACUCGGCAUGUGCCAAAACUCACAUUUGUUCUGUUCCUGGCACCGUUCUAAUAUUCCCUUCUCCUUGACGUUUGUAUAUACUGCCCUGCUAUUACUCAUCAAUCUUACAUAAUGUUUCAAGGAACCAGUCUUUGUAAAUAUUCUGUGUUCACAGUUUAAGCUGCUGCUUCUUUGUGCAACUUUUGUAAAAUGCACUGUAUUGUUCUUGUGAUUAAUGAUGCACACAGACAUAUAAACUACUUGAUGUGGAAAUAUUUCUUUAAAAAAAAAUAAACUUUAUUUCUUUAUAAAAUCAAAAAAGCAACUACA
Messenger RNA from Scatophagus argus, 1319 nucleotides. RefSeq names its product heat shock protein, alpha-crystallin-related, b6 (gene hspb6). The record is from RefSeq and is a predicted model, not a curated record. The coding region runs from base 447 to 881 and encodes 144 amino acids. Gene Ontology annotation, biological process: protein refolding; response to heat. The transcript is spliced from 4 exons. Gene Ontology annotation, molecular function: protein folding chaperone. Lineage: Eukaryota; Metazoa; Chordata; Actinopteri; Scatophagidae.